Molecule: messenger RNA, 621 nt
Organism: Clonostachys rhizophaga
Lineage: Eukaryota; Fungi; Ascomycota; Sordariomycetes; Hypocreales; Bionectriaceae
Source: the annotation of a GenBank genome assembly
AUGUCUGUCGCACUCAACGCGAUCGUGCCCGGAAAGCGGGAACGCGACUCUAUUUCGCCUGUGCCUCUUGACGAUGAAGAAGAGAAUGAGAAUAAAGGGCAAAAGAAAGAUGAAGAAGACGACGAAGACCCUCUUUACGAUGAGGAAGACGAGGAAGAUCAGCCAUAUGGCCACUCAGGCUUGGAGGAUAUGAGUGAGGAAGAAGGUGAGGCGACGGGCGACAACCGCCAGAAUCCAACAUCGAACGACCGUAUGGAUGCCAUGGAGGAGAAACUGGAGAAGCUCAUGCUUGGCCAAGAGACUUCGAAACUCUACUGUGAGAAACUCGAACACGAACUUGGCAUUUUCAAACGAAAAUACGAGAGCGACAACGAGAAAAAGAAUGUUCUCCUCCAACGAUUGCUUGACAGUGUGGCGCAGCUCACCAGAGCCAUCAAUUGGCUGUUUGGCAGACUCCGCACGAACACGAAGUUGACGGAUGCCGCCGCGACAGUUGUCAAAGCCCUUUGGAAGUACCUGCGCGGGGAGGAAGCUAAGCCGCGCCCUACUCGCUCGCCUGCGGUUGUUAGUGUCGCCUCCUUUGAGAAUCCUGAUGCUAACCCUGAGUAUUGGGCUGAGUAG